UCUUCUUUUAAAAUUUUCAGAACAGACAACAAGCCAGGUGAAGAUGAGACCAAGAUCUCGCUCAAAGGUCCACUUUCCAGAGGAUGUCACAGAUCAUUCUGAGAUCCUUAUCUCAAGAGAGAUUGAUAGCUCCAUCGAUGUCAAUGUAGGAUUCCUUCAGACGGAUCAUAGAUAUCAAAUCAGAUUUACUGUCGAAGAUUCAUUAAAGGGAGAUGUCAUUGCCAAAGAGAAUUCUAGUACCAUCAUCCAAUCAGUGGAAGCCCAUGCAAGACCAGACGAUAAUGGACAUGAUAUUCAACUAGAACUCCUCUCACACAAGGAGGGUAUAAUGGCCGAACCUUUCACAAUCCACUGCAUGGACGAUAAAGAAGAUAAAGACAAAUCGGUUAUGGUUGUAGUACGUGCAAGAUUACUAGGCAAAGAUCAAGGAAGACCGAUGUUAAAAGAAAGCAUCAUAAACAUGGGUCUUGAACCCGACGAUAGUUCAGAAGAGGAGAGCGAUCGAGACACCCACGAUUGAUUUCAUCUUAGCGUUCCUUCCUUUCUAUCCUUCAUUUUAACCUUGUAGCCUGGAAGAUGUAGAGAUCUUAUCCCUCGGUGUCAGAAGAAUGCUUUAUAAAAAUGAUCAAGUCUUUUGAAGAGGGGUCUGGUAGUGAAGUUGUUUGCCUGUUUGGAUAGUGUAUAAAGUUGAAAGUUUUUAUUGAAAGAGAUGUUUUACGUGAUGCAUGUCAAUGUAAUGUAUGAAUUGAAUAAAAAAGUUGAGAAUGCAAAGAAAUGAAGUUUUUAUCAGAUUUGGUUAUAUUUUAUGAAAUAAUGUACCUGCUAGUUAGGAUUAUUUGUUAUAUAAUAGAACAAUUGAGCUUUAUCUUCUAUAUCCAGAACCAAUCAUGAAUUUAAUAGAUCAAUUUGUUUUAUAAGGUAGAGCGGUCACAUGUUAGCAUUAUACCAGAUGUAACACCUGAGAGGCAAGCUCGUAUGGAUGACUUUUUGUCACCAUAUUUCUGUAUUCUGCUUAAAGUGCAAUUCACUAUUAAAGCUAAGAUAUUGCGAUCAUGAACAAAAUUGUUACAAAGGUACAAGACAGUGAAUAUAAUUAUAGGAAUUUGUUUUCUCUCUGCCCAUUGUUAUAUUUCCCCAGGCUCAUUUCAAAUUACAAUAAAUAUUGUAUAUGAAUGAAACUUGAAAGUUAGAUAGGGUUUAUUCAAGUUAAGGUUUGGGACAAUAGCUGUAGGAAUGAAGAGCAAAAUGUGUUCAUUCGUCAGAGUAUUCAAAGUUGAAUCUUACAUUGAGUUCAAAUCUGUAUUUUGUACAAAUACAGUACCGACAUGCACCAAAAAAAGAUUUAGAAAGAGCUAUUUAUUUUUGCACAAACAUUACAUAUUGUAUUGAUAGUUUUUUUCUUCUUCAUGUUGAUAAUAUUUAAUUGAGAGUGUAGGUAUUUAGCAUUUUGUUACUUGUCUUCUAUACUUGCUGGUAAGUAUUUGUAGUGCUAUUGAAAAUGGAUAUCUUAUCAAACGUAACAUUCUAUCUUGCACACUGUCUGAUUUUAAAACUUGUUAUAUAUAUUGUUUAACUUGAACUUGAUGAUGAAGAUAUUGUGAAGGUUCUGUGGUGUCUUAAUUCAUGUGUAUAAAUUUGCUUCUUUUUGUCUGAUAUCCAUUAUAGGUUAUUAUUUAAAAGUAGCACUCUAUAAAAGUCUUUAAUUUCAAAUUUCUGCUAUUUAAAGGCAGAGUAUUUUACUGACACUACUUCAUAUUUACAUCUACUGCCAUCUGCUGCUCAUAAUGUCCUAAUGUGUUGACAGCCAUGUCCCACAAUUCAUCACCAACUGCACGACGACGUGUGCAAGAUUAUGCUUGGGUAAAGGAACCACAAAUCCUUCUAUGUACGUCUUCAUCAAUAGAUGGCGCAAUUACAAAUUUAUUACAGCAGGGGUAUAGCGAUGUUGAUAAAAUACCCUGCCUCAAAGGGUUCUGUGUAUUAUCAUUUGAUUAAAAAGGUGGUAACCAUGAUCAUGUUCCAGUUUAGGCAGGAUAUAAAGUAGAUAUCAAAAAUUGUCUAAAAUUUAAUUUCAUAUUCUAGAGCUGGGAACCAAACUGCUGGUUCAGUUUGCUUAGAAUUAUUUAAAUUAAUUGGAAUACAGAGUUAUGUAGUGGUAUGUUACCAAGGUGAGCAAAGAAGGAUAAAUAGACAAUCUCAUUACAACAUCCUUAUCUUCAUUAAUCUCUUAUUUAAGUAUUUUAUAAGAUUUGAGAGAAGAAAAAAAACUAUAGUGCUGGAGACAAAAUGAAUGAAAGUGUGCAGUAUUCAUUGCAAAGGCAUAAAAUUGAUUAAUAAAAUCUAUAUUAAUAAGGAAAAUAUACACUGUGCAAGAAAACAGUUAAGUGUAAGUAAAAAAGUUUUAAAUGUUUGACAUCGGAACACUUAAUAUUGUGAAAUGAAUUUUUUUAUUAUUUGAUGAAAUCAAAAUCAAAAUCAAAAUAUUGGGUCUAUAAGACCUAUAGUAAAGCUUAUUUGGGUUUAUAUCCUGGAUUAUUUUCUGAAACAAAGUUUAUAUCUACUUGUACCUUGCCAUAUUCCCUCAUCCAUUAUACUCGGGCAUCAGGCAAACUCAAUGAAGGAUACAAAUGUUUAAUGAUCAUGUUAUUAUGUAACCCAGUAAUGCUUAUUAUCUUCAAUAUUCAAUCUCUUAACCUUUAAGUGACGUGUGUAAUGGCAGUGACAAGUCACCCAAUUGCAAGAAAAAAAUGUUUCCAUAGCAACAUUAGCGCCUGUUGAGUUCCAGCAUACCUAAUUCAUGUUUCAUGGUUUCUCAAGCAUAUAAUGAUGUUUCGUCAUGGUAAUUUUUGUAUUGAAAAAAAUAGUAUGUUGUCAACUGUUCAUAGUGUGAUAGCAAAGACAGAGAUGGAUAGAUGUGAGAGCAGUAGACUUUAUGCAGGAAUUCCAAUCAUGUACGUCAUCAAUAGACCGGUUUAUUAACAUAUUCAAAUUGUAUGAAUACUUUUUGAGCAAAGGUUGUUUUUUGAAGACCUGAAAAUUGCCCGACAUAGCAACAUGUACUAUAUGCAGACUGGAUUUCAAGUAUUUUAGUUCAUUCAUUAGUAACAAGUUAAUUGAAUAACUCGUCACUAGGUCCCCUGAAAAGAAACAUCCAUAAAUUUGAAUAUUGUAGUAAACCGAUCUAUUUGGUAGUGUUUGUUUCAUCUUACAAGACCUUGAUACGGCAGUAACGUAAUCAUCUUCCAGUAACAUACAUUCCAUGAGAGGAAACAAGUUCUUGGGCACACAUCCAUUUUUAAUGUUGUGCAUUUAUACCAACAAUAAUUUACCGUCACUUUAGGAGAGGAAUAGUUACAUGUAGCUUGCAUCAAUUAUUGUUAUGAAAAGCAUCUUUGAUCGACUGCUAAAAUAUCCCUUUGUUUUAUGAUAUAGCUGGACCAAAGUGUCAAAAGUUGUGUAUUCAUGUUGAUCAGUUGAUGUGAUCUCUUUUAAAGAAAGGACAUUCUAUAGUGAGAGCCAUUAGGCCAUAAAGUCAUAAGUUUUAUGAAGUGGUACCGUAAUGCCCUUUUGCCACUGAACAGAUAAUCUUCUGUGUAGAUCAUUGUGAAUUGCAUUAAUCAUCUUGUUUGACAUAUUGACUUUAUUUCUUGAGACUGUAAUGUGACAAUGAUUGUUAUGUUGUGUUCAUCGAUAAUGCAGUAUGGUUUAUGAAUCCUACAACUGUGUAGGAUUAAAGAUGGUAAUAUGAAAAAUGUACUAGGGGGUCCCAUCUAUUCAAUACCUUACCAAACUUAGCUUUCUAUAUAUCCAGAUAUUAUCUGAAAUAUAAAACUCACAACUCUUACUUGUCCUAUAUGAGAAUAUAUAAUCAAAUAUGGUAUCCUUACAAAAGAAAAAUGAAAAAUCACUAUUACUGAGUUUAUGAAGAUCAAUUACUACCUCCAGUAAUUAGUUAUCUCAUUAUUUAUUUCUAGUUUGUCAACAAUUUUAUUCAUUCUGAAAUACGCUCGAAAUAGCUUUGCCAGGCUUCUUUGUAUACUAUAAUUAACAAAUUAUAUUGGAAUAGAAUAGAAUAAAAUUCUUAUUUGUUUUAAUAUCUAGAAGGAAUGCUCUGUUUUGGAUACUGAAACGAUUGGUUCUUUGGGCUUAUUAUAAUGUUCAAUACCCUUGGAGCUUUUGAAGUAGUUAUAAUAAAUCAAGUAUCGUGGUAAAAUUAAAUAUCUUGCAUCAAAGGGAAAGAAAUGUAUUUCUUGAAACACAGAAAUAGGUAGGCUGAGUUGCAGUCUAUUUUCUACUUCCUUUUAUCAUUAUCAUCACUCUUAUUUUCAAAUUCAAAUUAAAUUUGAUUUAUUUAUAUUUGCCAGCUCUUCUUUCAUAACUGCAUAUCAUUUAUAUGAUUCACGUCUUAUCUAAAUGUAUACACAAUACAUUGUUUACACAAUACAUUGUUUAUCACUUGAAAUGUAUAAUGUGUUGCCUUUGAGUAUAUCUGUCAGCUGAGAGCCAGAAAGAUGUUAAAUAGAAGGAUAUGAGUUAACACCCUUCUGGCUCUCAGCACAUGGUGUUUUAGUGUAUAAUGUACAUAUUUAAUUUUGUGUGGAAACUAGAAUUCCAGGUUGUUAGGUUGUUGAUAGCUCAUUGAUGAAAUUCAUAUCCAGAAAUUGUAUGAAAGUAUUUUUAUGUUUAUAGGAAGACAAAAUUGAACAUUGAAGUGAAAGAAUGUAUAUACCAGUGUUAAAGAUACAGAUCAAAGGUAAUAUUAGAUCUAUUCAUCACUAAUCAUGAUCUUGAAUACAGCUAUACUAGAAAUUCCAAAAGAUAAUCAUCGGUAUGAAAUCAUAUAGUAAUUUAAGCUUUUGAAUAGGAGGAUAGGAGAUUUUUUCCCUUUUUUCCCCCAAUUUUUAUUUUGACCAAACCUUCGUAAUUCUGGUUUAAUCUCUUUGAGUCUGCCAUAUCUUUUUUUGAAAAAAUUAUAUUCUCCAUUGCAUCAUAAAAAGUCAUGAGAAGGUAUAACAUGGCUUUUAAAAGUAUAUAGUUGCACUAUUGGUAUUUAUUUCAACUUCAAGUUAUAUUUCAUAUUCAUAUUUAUAACCCAGACCAAAAAGUCAUAUCUUAUAUGUAAUAAGAUAAAGCAAUCUAUAUUUAUUUAAAAUUAAAAGUAUAUUUCAUAUUCAUAUUUAUAACCCAGACCAAAAAGUCAUAAUAUUUUAUUUGUAAUAAGAUACAGCAAACUAUAUUUAUUUCAAAUUAAAGUUAUAUUUCAUAUUCAUAACCCUGACCAAAACUUUGUGAUAGCUGACAGGUAACAAGAUAAAGCAAACUACGUUUAUUUCAACUUGUUUCAACAACUUAUAUUGCAUACCUAUUCAUAACCCUGACCAAAAACCAUGUUUAAUAAUGACCAUGGAAAAUCCCGAAGUAGGAAUAAGCAGCAUGAGAAUUAAUAUGAUUUACUAGUUUUUUGAAAAUAUACAUCUCUGUAUGCUUAUCUGUAUGAUAUUUAAGUGGACGCAAGUCGUUGCUUGAGCUAGAGGAUCGUUAACGGAGAUAUAUCAAUACCAGGUUAAUGCCCUUUGAGGAUUCUGAAGCACAUUUCUAUCUCUCUUCUUAUCACAACUCAUCACAUAUACAUGUACAAGUAUUUAUUAUUCAUCAAGUGACUUGCUACAGAAAGUGUAAUGCUGCUGCUGUAAAUACUUUAUUGUUUUCAGGUUAAAAAACAACAUCAAGCAAGACUUUCAGCUCCAUUAUCCUCACGUUGUUCUCAAUCUGUCGUCGGUAAAACGGUUUUAUGACUUUGUUUUUAUUGUGGUGGUAACAAUGCCGCGGAUGUUUAUGCAAAUUGUGUAAAGAGACAAUUAAAAACCAUUGCCAGAUGUGUAUUUCAA
Molecule: messenger RNA, 5888 nt
Organism: Strongylocentrotus purpuratus (purple sea urchin)
Lineage: Eukaryota; Metazoa; Echinodermata; Echinoidea; Camarodonta; Strongylocentrotidae
Product: UPF0687 protein C20orf27 homolog
Exons: 4
Coding region: 44-520 (158 amino acids)
Source: RefSeq, a predicted model, not a curated record